GGCCGGAAACAUUUCGUCGACGCACUUGGGUGAGACUUGUUUACAAAUAACAGCUGUCAAAAACCUACCAGCCAGCAAUUGUUGUAUAUUUCGCCACACAAUGGAAAGGGAAACAUAAUUAUUGCACUCGAGAGCAAUUCUUUUGGUCACUCUUACGCCUCUCUAAUGUGUUCUAACCCGACAAGUGUGAAGUCACGUCGUCUGCUCCCAUGGCGGAGGGCGGAAGCAAGCUGACACUGAGGCGCCUGGAAGCUCCCAUUCACAAGUUCAUUAAAGUGGCUCUCCCCACUGACCUCGAGCGGCUUCAAAAACACCACAACAACAUAGUAAAGUACCAGCAAAGCCAACAAUGGGACCGCCUUCAUCAGGAGCAUAUCAAUGCCAGCCGAACAGUUCAGCAACUACGAGCAAACAUCAGAGAGAUGGAGAAGCUAUGCGGCCGCGUCCGGCCAGAAGACGCCACGGCUGUGGAGAAGAUGGUCAAGCCGAUUAAGGACAGGGCGUCGGCCGCCACCCGAGACUUUCUGCGCAUGCACGAUGACCCCGCCCUUCUGUCCACGCCGCCUUCGCCGCCGCCGCCUGAUUCUGCUCGGGCAUCCGGUCGAGGGCCCGACACAGACGAGGAGUCCGUUUCUGGCUGGCAAAUUCAAACCCAGCUGCCGGAGAUCCCUGUCGAGGAGAGUGCUGCUGAAUCUUGGGACAACCUUGAGGAGGAUCUGAAGCAGCUGAGUGGUUUGGUGACAAGCUUUUCCGUGCUCGUCCAUUCCCAGCAGGAGAAGAUUGACAGCAUUGAGGACAACGUCAACACGGCCGGUGCCAACGUGGAGGAGGGGUCCAAGAGCUUGGGGAAGGCAGUAGGCCACAAGUUGGCGAUACUGCCUUUGGCCGGGGCGCUCCUGGGCGCCGCUGUCGCCGGCCCGCUGGGCCUGCUGAUUGGACUCAAAGCGGCGAGCGCGGCCGUGGUGGGGGGCAGCGCUCUUGGCUUCGCGGGAGGCAGCUUGGUGAAGAAGCACCGUAAAAGCUUGCUGGCGCUGCAGAUGAAGCAGCUGACGGCGCCGCCGGCCGACCCCGGGUCAGCCAAGGAUGAGUGAGCCAUGGAGUUUCCCGCCUGCUUGCAUAAUCAGGACUGUGAGCGGUUACACUACUACGGAUGCAAAAAGCAUUUGCAUUUAUGAUACUUUUUAGCGGAACUGCGUCAAACUGACAAAAUGGAGGCACCAUGGUCACGUUUGCAGAGCUCAACCCUCUUUCCUGUAAGGAAUUCUCCCUAUUUUGUCAUCUAUUUUACACUGAUUAGGACUUUACAGUUAAAACUAAAAUGUCACACCCACCUGUGAUCGGUAAAAGAAAAUUCAUAUAAAAAGACCAUCUUAAAAAAAAAAAAAAAACUUUUAAACCUGAGGUGUCCCACUCAUGGCUUGUGGGCCAAUUGGGGGCCGCCGCCCAUUUUUUAGCGGCCCGCUGUAAUAUACAAAGUGUGUCAGAAAGGUUGCACACUAUAAAAAAAACUUGUAUUUUUCUGCCUGGAAUACUUAAAUAGGAAAAACUUUCAAAUAUAAAUUACUGACCAACAUUUUUUUUUUUUUUUACAAUGCCUACAGUGGCCCUUCAAUGCAGGCCAUAUCAUCAACCGGCACAUGUACAAAAAAAAAAGUCACGCAGGCAUUCUAGCAGUUGGCCACUGAGUACAUAUCCCGAUAAGCGAGACUAAUUUUACUGAUGGAUUUGGCAUGACUAAAGUGAUUAUGAAAGGAUUCUAGGAAAGAAUUAUCCCAGUAUUAGGGAAGGAAUAAUGUUUUUGAACCGUGUAUUUCAAAAAAACAAAAUUUUGGGUCAGCAUUAUUAUGUAAUAUGAGAUCAAAUUAGUAUAAAAAUGAAGUCUCCACUACUAAUGUUGCCUUCUGAGAAAUUGCUGCAACUUCAUUAUGAUACAAAUCUCUAGUCACAUUGACUUGAUAUAACUUUUCAUUAACUUCUGCACAACACACCCAAGUGCCAACAUGCGAUUCAAGUAAUGUGCUCCAUGUUUUAUUUUAUAGCUUCUUGUCAGCCAAACUAAAUGUUGCCAUCUGAAAUGUUUCAAUGUCAAUAAAGGCCACACAAUAAUACGCAAAACACAA
Molecule: messenger RNA, 2120 nt
Organism: Syngnathus typhle (broad-nosed pipefish)
Lineage: Eukaryota; Metazoa; Chordata; Actinopteri; Syngnathiformes; Syngnathidae
Gene: stx17
Product: syntaxin 17
Exons: 7
Coding region: 210-1091 (293 amino acids)
Biological process (GO): exocytosis; intracellular protein transport; vesicle fusion
Cellular component (GO): SNARE complex; autophagosome membrane; endomembrane system
Molecular function (GO): SNAP receptor activity; SNARE binding
Source: RefSeq, a predicted model, not a curated record